Messenger RNA from Porites evermanni, 3436 nucleotides. Lineage: Eukaryota; Metazoa; Cnidaria; Anthozoa; Scleractinia; Poritidae. The record is from the annotation of a GenBank genome assembly.
AUGAGUGUCCAAACGCUACAGAGAUUCAGUCUACAGAGUAUCGCUAAAGACAUCAUCGUCUCCUCUGACAAUUCUUCGGUCGAAGAUUUUCACCGAUACAAAUAUGUUCUAGGUCCAUUUGAUGGCUUAAGUAAGUGACCAUAAUUUAAUACCGUAAGACGGAAUCUAUUUCUAUUUUCAUACCUGGCAAAGGUUGCCCAUCGCGCCAAGGAAAUUCAAUAAGGAAACUGAGUAAUUUUACUUUUCAGUGGACAAAAACCUUGUACCAGAAUAAUUUUGAUCAUAUUGCAUUAUUUUUUACACUUUUUGAGGGCUAUAAAAUGUACAUGUAAUUAGCUUAAGUAUGAGUUAUAUGAAAUAACUCCAAAGAAAAUGUUCUUAUGAGAGAGCGAGAAAGUAUAUUUCAAAAGUUGUUUUCUCGGGCUCCCAUAACAACCUCUUCUCUGGAGUUAUUUCAUGUAACUUAUUACAUUUAUAGCCCUUGAAAAGCGUAAAAAAGAAUGCCACUGUAUGGCUUAAAAUAUUCUGGUACAAGAUUUUUGUCUACUGAAAAAUAAAAUUACUCAAUUUCCAGACGGAUUCCAUCAUAAAACUCUCUCAAGUUUUCCUAAGGUAUACCUAUGUGCAAGCAAAAUUGUAAGUUCCUUGUAAAUGGGGAUAAAGGGAAGAGGAAGUGAUAGGGUGUUCCUGUUUCCCUGUCAAUAGGAAGGGUCCACAGAGUGGAAUGUGGAUCUGAGACUGAGUACCAGCACUAAUAAAUGGGCUUGCAUGGUUGGCGUUCAGACCUGCAAUUUUAAAUUGAAACAGCAACAAAAGAUAAACAGAGCAAAAGACAAGAUGUGAUGCUGGCUCCUGGGGUUUCAAGAAUUCAGUCUCCUAGUUUUUCAGCUGCAGUUUUCCUCUCCUACAUGUAAGGUUGUCUUCAGUAGACUCUUCUAUAGAUCACACUAACUUCAAGCUGGGGAGAAUGUUUAAGACGGAAUCUAUCAGGAAAUUGAGUAAUUUUAUUUUUCAGUGGACAAAAACCUUGUACCAGAAUAAUUUAAACAAUAUUGCGUUCUUUUUUCCACUUUUCAAGGGCUAAAGAUGUAAUUAGUUAUCUGUAAUAACACCAAAGAAAAUUUCUUAUGGGAGCUCGAGAAAAUGAAUGUCCAAUUUCACAAAAUUACAUCUAACACAUGAAAUUUUCAGACAUUUACCUGUGUUUUCACAAUUCUUGUGAAAUUUGACAUUUAUUUUUUCUGGCUCCCAUGACAAAUAGUCUUUUGUGUUAUUUAAUACAGAAUAGUAAAUUAUACCUAUAGCCCUUGAAAAAUGUAAAAAAAUGCGGUAUUGUUUAAAUUAUUCUGGUACAAGGUUUUUGUCCACUGAAAGUUGAAAUUACUCAAUAUCCUGAUGGAUUCUGUUUUAAGCUCUACAUCUCUCAAACUCGGACCUUUCCAAUUGACUUUUAAUAAGCUUUUUUUAAUUGAUUUUCAGACUCUGACCUUAUUCAAGAAUUGCUGAAUAUAAUUUGUGAGAAAAAGCAGUUAAAAGUGUAUCAUCUUCAUGUCCUUCUUCACUCAAGUAUCAAACAUCUGGACCUGAGUGUGUGCAACUCAGUCAUUAAUGAUCAGAUCCUCAAUACUUUGGCUUACCGUUGCAAGGUGCAUAAAAUGUCAAACUGAACAUAAUUAGUGACCUUUUAUUGAUGCAAUUCUUUAAUUUCUUUUGUACUUUUUUAUAUUCUCUGCAAUUCUACUGGUUUUCUGGUUGCUAAGGAACCCUUUUUGUUCUCAUUUUAGAAACUGGUUCAGCUUUCACUGAAAAACUGUUCACGUCUUUCAACAAAGGCAUUGAAGCAAAUUCCCAGAAAUCUUCUCUGUAUUGAAUCAAUUAACCUCAGUGGCUGUCUGUCCUGNUGGUUGCUAAGGAACCCUUUUUGUUCUCAUUUUAGAAACUGGUUCAGCUUUCACUGAAAAACUGUUCACGUCUUUCAACAAAGGCAUUGAAGCAAAUUCCCAGAAAUCUUCUCUGUAUUGAAUCAAUUAACCUCAGUGGCUGUCUGUCCUGUGCAGAUGAUGUCUUGGAUGCAUUCGGAUCGGCAUACCCAGAGCUAAAAGUGUUAAGAGUGAAGUCAUGCUCUCAGAUCACAGAUAAAGGCAUAGAUGCUUUGUGUGGUGAUGAUUGCAACCCAAGGUGCCGAAGCUUACGAGAUGUCAGCUUCACUUCUACCAGCAUCACCAGCUAUGGAAUAACAAAAUUACUGCUCACACAGCCAGCAUUAAAAAGCUGUAGUUUAGCCAUGACAGCUUCUAAAGAUACCUGUAUUUUUAGUUUAGUCAAUGGUACAAGAAGAAGAUUACCACUUGCCGUCAUUGAUUUGUCAUACACUUCAGUCUCUGACACAUCUGUCAAAUGUCUCUGUGAAGCUUGUCCUCUACUGCGUGAAGUCGCAAUAAAUUGUUGUGCAUCCAUUACAGAAGUCUCUCUGGAGUACAUAGCGACAUUGAGGCAUCUAAAAGUGUUAAACAUUGCUGGCAACAUGCAAAUCAAAUUCAGUCCUUAUAUGAGACAAUUCUUGAAAAAAUCUGGAAACUUACUGGAAGUGCUUGACAUUUCGUGUAUGGAAAACAGUGAUUGUGCAGUGAUUGGUGCAUGGUGCAGGUCCCUAAAAUGUCUUAUCAUGGCUGACUGCCAAGAUAUAGUUGGUAACUAUGUUCAAGAAUCAACUGCACAAGAAAACAACUUACGGCUGUCAUUGGCACAAGCAUGUUCAAAACUUAACACUCUAAACCUUCACGGCUGCAAGUUUGCAAAAAACAAGUCCCUGCUUGAACAUCUUCUGGCCAUUUUAGGUGACUCCCUGGAGAUCCAAAAACUAGAUCUUUCUGGUAUUGAAGGACUAACUGAUGCAAUUCUCCUUCAGGUCAUACAUUCCUCAAACAUUUCUGAUUUGAGGUCAAUAAAUCUCUCAAGAUGCAGUGAAGUUUCUGUGGAGCCAAUUUAUGUGCUAUUAGAUGAUUUUAAGAGCCUUAAACAUUUAAAUCUGUGUCACUGCCAAAAUAUUUCUCUGCAAGAUGUUGAGAAUCUGAGGAAGAAGUGUAGAGGGUGUGGAGUCAGCCUUGACAUUGAAUGGUUAUAAUAUACUUGGAUGAGCAGCAUGGCAAGUAGUUAGCAUGUCAGACUGACAGUCUGGAGGUUCUGGGUUCAAGUCCAGCUCUAAGGACCAUCAGCUGGAUUUGCUUAAAAAAAAGUCAACUCCUUGGCCAGUAUUUCUAGUUAACCAGCUAUUUUUCGCCUGCCAGAUGUCAUUUUUUAUCCUAUUUGGACUAUCUGUGUCUAAUUACUUGUUAUAAAAGCUGAUCGCAGUUUCACUGUUAACAAAUAUUUACAUUUACGUUUUACAUACCUUUAACACCAAAGGAUAACAAAUUUUAGGUGGUCUUUUAGGGAU